GAAGAACCCAAAAGGCGAAUUCACUGAGUUGGGGAAAAAAAGAAGAAGAGCACAAACACAAUAAUAAGAAACCAGCAAUGGUGUCAGUUAAAUCUUGUGGCGGGGAGUGAAGAAGAGAAGUUUUUUUCUCUUGUUUCUGCUUUAGAAAAAGAGGACAGACAUUUCACAUUCAUCUCAGAUUCCCCUUCAAAAACCCUUUCUUUUGGGUGGCUCAUGGAACAUAAAUACUAAAGGAAUUUGAAUAUGUGCCGACUUUUUGUUUGAACGAACUGUCUUGCAAUAAUCUACAGUAAGUAGAAAUAAAUUUGGGCCGAUGACGAGGGUCAGUCCUGAAUUCGGGGAAGUUUGGCCGGUGUCUGCUGAUGUCAGCUUUCAGACAGAAAAGUUCCCUAAGUACAAGUUAGGACCCAACAAUGAGAUUUUAGAGGAGAUUAAAGAGGACUUUAAAGGUCCACCCUUGAAAGAAGUUGUUCUUGAAGAAACAAACCAGUUGACUGAACAACAUAGGCGCCUUUCUGUUCGGGACCUGGCGAGUAAAUUUGACAAGAAUUUGGCCUCAGCAGCAAAAUUGUCCGACGAGGCCAAACUUAAAGAGGUAGCAUCUUUGGAUGGACACGUGCUUCUAAAAAAGCUUAGGGACGCACUUGAAUGUCUGAAAUUAAGGUUGGCUGGUCGAAACAAAGAAGACGUUGAGAGAGCUAUUUCAAUGGUUGAAGCUUUGGCGGUGAAGCUGACUCAAAAGGAAGGCGAGUUGAUUCAAGAGAAGUUUGAAGUGAAAAAGCUAGUUAAUUUUCUCAAGCAGGCUUCUGAAGAUGCUAAAAAAUUGGUCAAUCAAGAAAAGUCUUUUGCUUGUGCCGAGAUUGAGAGUGCACGAGCCGUUGUGCAGAGGAUUGGGGAGGCUUUAGAAGAACAAGAAAGAAAUCAGAGCUCAGGCAAGCAGCAGGAACUCGAGGGGCUAAUCGAGGAGGUUCAAGAGGCUCGAAGAAUCAAAUUGAUGCACCAGCCUCGGAAGGUUGCGGAUAUGGAGAAUGAACUUCGAGACCUGAGGGUUCAAAUCCGAGAGAAGUGUACAAUUUCACUUCAGCUUCAAAACGAGCUGGCAAUGAGUGCGCAAGCUGAGGAAAAUGUAUCUCGACAUUAUGUGUUAAAAGGAGCUGAGAAUUUAGGUUUGAUUUUACGGAUUCAAACCUGUUCGGAUGAAGCAGUAGAGCUCGGGAAAUGUUCGAUCCAAUGGUACCGAUUGUCAUCUCAAUGCAGCCGAAGGGAACCCAUUUUAGGUGCAAACAAAUGUGUUUAUGCUCCGGAGCCCAUUGAUGUCGGGCGAGUUCUGCAAGCUGAUAUAGUUUCGAACGGGCUGAAGAUUACCCUCACUUCUAAUGGCCCGAUUCAGCAAGGAGGCGGCAACUCGGCAGCCAAGUCACUGUUUUGGCAGUCACGAAAAGGGCAGUCAUUUGUGCUCGUUUUUGAGUCCGAGCGAGAAAGAAACGGGGCACUCGUCCUCGCCAGAAAAUAUGCUUCCGACUCGAAUGUCUUGCUCGCGGGUCCAGAUGACGACGCUUUGCUGUAAAGACUGACAUCGUAGUUUUCGACUAAUGGCGGUAGAUUUUCGAGCUUCUUUCCUAAGUGUGAGCUUUUGAUUUUGGUUUGUGUUUGUGUGAAAAAUUAUUGGAUUUGAUUUGCCUUUGUAAUCCCAAUCUUGGCCUUCUUUGUUUGUAGUUGGUUGCAUUUGCUCUAGGCAUGGUUUUUUUGGGUUUGCCUAAGUCAUUUGGUUGUAAGAACAUAUUUAUUUUGCUAAUCUUUCGUUGUUGGCUGAUUUGCAGCUGUAUCAGUAACUUAUUACAUUCUGACUAAUGAUUCGACAAUUAUAUUUUUCAAUAAAUAUAUAUAUUUUUAUA
Striga asiatica is the source of this 1895-nucleotide messenger RNA. NCBI's taxonomy places the organism in Eukaryota, Viridiplantae, Streptophyta, Magnoliopsida, Lamiales, Orobanchaceae. The record is from the annotation of a GenBank genome assembly.